Molecule: messenger RNA, 6620 nt
Organism: Trichobilharzia regenti
Lineage: Eukaryota; Metazoa; Platyhelminthes; Trematoda; Strigeidida; Schistosomatidae
Source: the annotation of a GenBank genome assembly
ACAUCCACUCUCUAUCCUAUGUGAUUCGUUCACAUCUUUUUAUUUUAGAUAACGGUUUCAUACUAUAAUGAUACAGGAAGAAAAAAUUUAAAAUAAUUUCAAGGCUAAAAUUGAUCAUCACUUUAUCAGUCUACUGUAAUUCCCAUUUAUGAACUCCAGGUAAUCAGUAUGAUUGGUAAGUUUUAGCGUUUGGUUAUAAUUCAGGCAAUACUAUUAUUAUCAGUAGUAGUAUUAGUAUAGCCACAAUGUCUUCAUUUGCUCAUUCAUUUCUACUGGCAGUCCAAUCAAAUUGAGAGACUUGUUGAUAUUUCCUUUAGUUACCCAAAUAACCCAUACACAUACGUAUACACCACUUAAAUACAUACACCCUCCUUCUGAAAUAAAUUUCCACCCUACAUUUUCUGAAGAGAGGAUCAGCUAGGGACAGACUAUCAUUCUUUCAGUAGAAUAAAUAUUUCCAAAAAUAACAGUAAACACUCCCAACUGAAAAAGGGGAUUAAGUGCCAGUUAGCAAGUGAGUGAAUGUUAAAAGAAAGCCCCUUGUUACUUAAAUUUUCAAUUCCACUUAUUUUUAUAACGUGUAUGCUCUUUCAGGACACAUAUUAUCAUCAAUCACUUUAACGAAACAGCAGUUUAAACCUGUCAUAAACAUUUAUAUGAUUUCGCAUUCAUUUCUUUUUUGCUCUGAAAAGAAAUCAGUUUUCCCUAUGUGCACCCUAACACACAAGCUUGCAAUGUAUGCAUAGACAGCCGACACGCACAUACACACAUGCAUACAUUCAAAUCUGGUUAGUUGGUAUUUUUCACUAUAAUACUGAUUAUUUUCUAAUUCUGUUCAGUAUACUCGUCAAAAAGUGAACUGGCUGGCAUUUCAUCAUCCUCAUCAUGAGAAUUCUUGUGGAUUAUUGUUAAGUGACUAACUGACAAUAAUAUGUAUGCUCGUUAUCGAUUUUUCGCCAUGGCUUUUGCCUGUCUCUCUCUCUCUCGCUCCACCCAACUUGCUCUAUUUCUCACUCUAGAGAAUUCUUGACACUGUAGUUACUAUUGCGUUUCGAUUAUUUUAACAUUAUUUGUCUGUAGAAUUUGCUGAAAAUUUACCAAUUUUCGCUGGAUUAUUGUGUUCAAUUUGAUAUUGCUUUUGUUUUACUCUUGAUCAACAGAUAAUUCAAACUUUUAUUUAUUUUAAAAGAGAAGAAAUAUAUCUAAAAAUUCAAAUAAAGGAUAUAAGAUGUAUAUCUAAAGUAUUAUGUGUAUUUAUUCAUUCUACCUGGAUUUUGACAUACUACACAGUCGAUUCACCAGUCAAUUAAUCAUCAAAACUCACUGUACUUCAAAUGAGGAUCAUACUAUCCAUGUCCAUAGACUUUUUCCUUAGAAAAGAAGUAUUCAUUUGUAUUCUGAAAUAAAACCACAUCAAACAGAAAUUAAAUUAUCAAUUUUUACUCAUGAAAUUUAUAAUUAAGAAGGACUAUGAUGAACUGCUGAUGCCAUUUGGAAUACCGACUUCCUCCUAAUUGUUCUGCAGAAGAAUCGAAAUAUUGAACAGAAAAAUAGAAAGUCACCUUCUGCUGUUUGUCACACACGAUAAAUACACAUAUACACAAACACACUCGCUCUUACCCAACUGAAAAUCAUGAAUAGUGAGGUCUGUGGAGCAGAAACAUUAUUGGGUUUGUUUAGUCCCCCAACGGCUGGUCAACUAUUACCGAAUCUACUGUUACCAUCAUCCUCAGAGUCAGACUCGCCACUCAGUGUGCACAAAUUUUCAUUCAACUCAAACUCAACAACAGCAUUUUCCAAUAUAAACAGAAAUAGCAACACUUCACAGUCUUUACAACUACCACAAAAUCACUAUGAUAGUCAACAGUAUUUCGCCUUCAGAAACUCAUUAAACAAUCCAAUGAUAAUGACGUCAACGAUAGUUUCGACCACGGAAACAACAGCGACAAACAGUGUAACACCUGUAUCAAAUUCACUGUCACAAUGUUCCAGAAUUUUUAAUUCACGUACACUCUCUGGUGGUGGCAGUAGUAGUGGUUGCCCCAGUGGAAACAACAUCAGUAAUAAUAAUGUGGAUGACAGUGCGAUUGAUAUAAAACAGAAUAUUGAAAAGAUUAAAAGUCAUCCGUUAUUCCCGCUACUUGCGUUAAUUUUUGAAAAGUGUGAACUUGCAACAUGUACCCCAAGAGAUGAGAAUUCCAACAGUUCCGGUGAUGUCUGUUCCUCUGAUUCAUUUCAAGAAGAUAUAAGUGUAUUCACAAAAGAAAUGGCUUCUUCAAAUCGACCAAUGUUUACAUCGGAACAAGAAUUGAACUUAUUAAUUAUUCAAGCCAUUCAUGUGCUUCGAUUUCAUUUACUGGAAAUUGAGAAGGUACAUGAGUUGUGCGACAGCUUUUGUGCACGCUAUAUCACAUGUUUAAAAGGCAAAAUGCCACUGGAUUUAGUGUGUGAAGAUAGAGAAUCAGGUGCUGGUUCAACAGGUUCAGCGGCAAGUCCAUUUUUAAAUCGUUCAUCUACACCAAAUUUAUUUAAUGAUGCAGUUGAUUCUUUAAGUGGACUACAAAAUCCAUCCACUUUAUACAGUCAUAGCAAUAAUUCCAUGUAUAGUGGAUCCAUACUGUUUUCACCCAAUUCCCACCAUUCAUCUGGUUCCCUUCCAGCUCCCCCAUGUACAAUUUCUCUGCCUUAUACACAAGAAGCCUGUUUAUUCACUUCUGAAUCAAUGGGUUUGAUUAGAUCGCCUAACCACUCAAGCUGCAGUAUUAAUAACACUAGCAAUGCUUGUCAAUCCUAUGUGUCCACUGUAGAAAAUUUCAAAACUAUUCUGUCUAAUGAAUACGAACAUAGUCAAAUAUCAACUGUAAAUAACAGCACUAUUAAUGUGGAGUCUUCAAAACUGAAUACAGUUCCAAAUGGAUCAAUGUCGUCAUCGUCUACAUCUUCUAUGGAUUCAAAUUCACCUAACACGCAAAUGUCAUCAGGGAAUUGUAACCAGACGACAAACAGUGGAGUAUCUGCAGUCACGGCGGUCGCAGUUGCAGCUGUGGCAGCAGCAGCGGCUGCUGCAGUUGGAGUUCCUACUGUAAAAAAUUCAGUGGAAAGUAUUUCAUCUGACUCGUGUCCUGAUUCACAAGUUAAUUCACACUCGAAUACUUCUCAGUUUUAUAUGAAUCAGUCUCAUUUUUAUAAUAUGAAUUCUCAUAGUGGAAAUGGUGAAUCAGUAUCAGCAAGUAUGUUAGCAUCGACUGUAACCGAUACUAUUAACAGCACUACACCUGUAAAUAGUACGGUAAACGAAGAUGAUAUUGACAGUACUGAAAUUGCAACUACUGAAGACUGUGAUAAGCCUGUACAUUUGCAUACCAAUGCAGCUGAUAAUUUUCCGCAAUCACUAUAUGGUAAUUCUUAUUAUAAUCAAUAUUUUUCACAGUAUAUACGCGAUAAUAUUCCGUUGAAUACUGUCCUACCAAAUAUGAAUGAUCGCUCAAACUAUUCAGAAUCCCUUCAUAAUAUUAGCAGCAGCACUAACAACAACUGUAUUCAAACAAAUCGAGACUAUGAAUACCCUAGUUCUUAUGGAUUUUAUUCAAACUUUUUUCUAAAUUCAAAUAAUAUUAAUUCAAAUGAUCCUGCUGGGGGUUGUUCACUGCCGUUGACAAAAAUGAAUUCAUCUAGUUCAUCACCAUACCAUUAUCACCAUCAUCAACAAAGUCAACAUCAUUCCUCCUCUCACCAGUCACAUCAACUUCAACAUCACCAACAGCGUCAUGGUUACCAUACAUCACUGAAUGAACAAUUAUCUGACAUAAUGCGUAAAGACAGUUGCAAUUACAAAAAUUCAGUACAUUCACCUCAGUCAAUGCCUACAUGUUCAUCGGUAACAAUGAAUUCUAUAACACGAUCUCCAGAUUUUAAUGAUCCGUAUAUAGAUGCAGGAGAUAUGUCGCAUUCUCAAGCAAAAGAUUCAAGUCAUAUAAAUCGUCUACAUCAUGAGUCAAAUCAACAACAACACCAUAAUCCACAUACAGUGCAGCAUACAAACUCUCAUUAUCCAUUGAAUUCACAAACCUCUACACUUUCCGUGACAUCAUCGUCAUCCCCAUCAUCAUUACAACAUCAUUACAACAUUCACCAUUCACAAAAUCCGCAUACAAACAACUUACAUCCUUCGUUACUGCAUAACUCACAACAUUUAGGACAUCGUGCACCAUGUCUACCGUCUAGACCAACAUCAAGAAUUAGGCAUACUAAAAGCUCAUCAAUAAAUGGUUCAAUUCGUAGUGACGGUUCAAUUAAUGACGAUUUACAAACAGAGAGAAUUGGUUUUAAAUCAAAUGAACUGGGAGCAGAAGAAACUGGAUCGCAAAAAGAUGUUUUGGAGGAAUUAGAAUCUGAGACCAGAGGUGAUUUGAAGAGACAGAAAAAACGUGGAAUAUUUCCAAAAGUGGCCACAAACAUUAUGAGAGCAUGGCUUUUCCAACAUUUAACACAUCCGUAUCCGUCUGAAGAACAGAAAAAGCAACUGGCUCAAGACACCGGUUUAACUAUCUUACAAGUAAACAACUGGUUCAUUAAUGCUCGUCGGAGAAUCGUACAACCUAUGAUUGACCAAUCUAACAGAGCAGGUCCUCAUGGCUAUUCAACCACAGAAAGUGUACCACCAUGUAUGGAUUAUAUUGAAGGUGCUCCCCCCUAUUCGGCAUAUACCAGGGCAGCUCAAGCCGCAGCAGCUGCAGUCGCCGGAUUUUCAAAUCAUCACGCUUCGAAUGACGUCUACUUAGCGGCGGCCGCUGCUGCUGCUGCAGCUUCAGUUGGUUUUAGUAAUGGUGUUGUUACAAGUAGUGCAUCAAGUCGAGAUAAUUUAAGUCGUUUUCCAAACGGUAGCCAUGGUAACCAAUGUGUUGGGGGAAUUCAGUCUAAAGCUAAUGCACUGGAUUCGUUAGUAAUGCCGACAGAUUACACACUUUCAGAUCGUGUUAACAAUGUAAAUAGCUAUUUGCCUCAUCACUUAUAUUCAGACGAUAUGAAUGAACUGCCUACAAAUUUAUCAUCCUCUUUGUCAACAACCUGUAAUAUGUUUAUAAAUAAUCCGUUUAUUAGUUCUGGUGCAGACUGCACAUCAUUGAAUAGUGCAUAUAAUAACAGUAAUACUAAUCAUCAUAAUGAUAACAACAAUCAUAUUGGUUAUUCUAAUGAAGUGCCAUACUAUCAUUCAUUCGACACACCAAACGGAUACCCAUUAAACCAUCUUUCAUAUAAUAAUUAUAAUUCAAACAAUCUACCCAUCACAAAUCAUUUUGAUACAAUUUCAACACUACCAAGUAAUUACAGUGCUAGUUUAAUAGCAUCUCAUACUACUACGCAAGCCUUGUCAACAACAUAUUCGCCAAGAAGUUAUUGUUUAAGUGAUACAGACGGUAACUGUGGUGGUAUACUCAACUCAGAAGAUCCUUUAGCUCCUACUAUUAUUAACACUAUCAGUAAUAACUCAGUAAUUUACAAAACUACCAUACCAGAUGAUUCUGUUGGGGGAAUAAAUGCGGUAACAACUAUGUCACCACCGAUAGUAACUUGUCGAGGUGAUGAUGAUGCGACAGAAACCGAAGGGAUUAAUAUGAAGUCAACUUGUUGAGAUGGGAUCAGUUCGGUAAAGUGAUUGACAGAAGAUAUUAGUUGUCAUUCACAUUUGAAGUAUUUCAGGGAGUGGUUUUCUUCGCUCCUUCAAAAGUGUAAAUUGUUGAACAUUUUUUUCUUCUUGUUUUCCUUUUCUAAACUUGCAUUCAUCAGUUUGAGGAAGAAAGAGAAUGAAACCAGACAUUAGGUUGAUACACUAUUUCCGGUGUUUGAAUGAAUUAGGGAUAAAAUAACAGUUUAAGGUAAAUCCAUGUGUCCCGUCUACACGAAAGAAAAUGUACACCUGAAUGUACUUCAAAUGGAUUAUUAAUGAUUGAAUACUUGAAAUCUACUCUCUUACAGUCCAUUCAUGCUCACACAGGGUCUUAUUGAUAAUGUUUCUUUUAUGGACUAAUAAGAAUUCAUUGUUUAUUGUUUAUGAAAUAUUUAGUUUUACAGGUGUGUUCACUUCAUCUGUAUUCACUUUUUAUUCUAAGAUCUAAUCAGAGGAAUGAUUAAUAAUAUAGACAAUUAUCCCUUUCAGUUAAUCUUCUAUAGACAAUUACUCUGAUUUUCAAAAGUGUACACUUGACUUGACAGUGCACUAUAAAGAAAUGUAUUCAUUUUCUUUCAGUGUGCAAGUUACACAGAAAAACGUUUGGUAGAUAUAUGCCCAUAUGCACACACUAAUAUUCAUGCGUACAAAGCAUAUAUAUUCAAUACAGGGUAUCAGUUUCCUUUUUUCUGAAUUAUUUUUUCUUUAUAUAUAUGUGAAUAUGCCGAUGUGUAUACAUGAUCUUGGGGGAUAUUUUGUUGAUUCUUGAUUUCUUUAGUUGUUUACUUCUUCAUUCUCUUUUCGAAUUCUCUUCUAAAAAAUUUAAUAAUGUUAAAUAAAAAUGACAGCAAAAUAUAUAAAACUGUAUUAAUGAUAAUUAUAAUAUAAUGAUAUUAUUGUAAUUUUUUGACAAGGAUAAAAUAACAAUAAAAUUAAAUAACUCAAAGUACUG